UGCAGACAUGUGACCGCAUCAAGCAGUCAGCCAGUGGGACCAAGCGGCGCGUGUUCAUCAUCGAGACCAUGGGCGGCUUCUGCGGCUACCUGGCCAACAUGGGGGGACUGGCGGCUGGCGCAGAUGCUGCCUAUAUCUUCGAGGAGCCCUUUGACAUCCGGGACCUGCAGUCCAACGUGGAGCACCUGACGGAGAAGAUGAAGACCAGCAUCCAGAGGGGGCUCGUGCUCAGGAAUGAGAACUGCAGCGAGAACUACACCACCGACUUCAUCUACCAGCUCUACUCCGAGGAGGGCAAAGGCGUGUUUGACUGCAGGAAGAAUGUGCUGGGCCACAUGCAGCAGGGUGGGGCGCCUUCUCCGUUUGACAGAAACUUUGGAACCAAAAUUUCCGCCAGAGCCAUGCAGUGGAUCAGCUCGAAGCUGAGGGAGUCUGCAGGGAAAGGAAGAAAAUUUUUAAGUGACGACUCUGUGUGUGUGCUGGGAAUCAGCAAGAGAAAACUGCUCUUCCAGCCCGUGGCGGAACUGAAGAAGCAGACAGACUUCGAGUAA
This is a messenger RNA of Odocoileus virginianus texanus, 551 nucleotides long. The record is from RefSeq and is a predicted model, not a curated record. Lineage: Eukaryota; Metazoa; Chordata; Mammalia; Artiodactyla; Cervidae.